Molecule: messenger RNA, 765 nt
Organism: Grosmannia clavigera kw1407
Lineage: Eukaryota; Fungi; Ascomycota; Sordariomycetes; Ophiostomatales; Ophiostomataceae
Exons: 1
Coding region: 1-765 (254 amino acids)
Source: RefSeq, a predicted model, not a curated record
AUGCUCUACACCAUUCGCAACCUCGUGCUCUUUAGCGCUUGCGUCUCUGCUGCAUCCAUUGACCUCCAGCAGUCUGCCCAAGAGCAGCCGGAGCCAGAAGGUCAAGACUAUCUAGCCAGCCAGACAGCCUACGGCUUCUACCUCAUGGCCCACGUCAGUCGGGGACGCGAUACCCACCCUCCCGUUAAUGGACUCAUACUGCAAGGGUACCACGUCGGAGCUAGUAUCGACGCGGGCAUAUUCCACGCUACAGAUGCCCACAACCCGGGCAGAGUCUUCUAUAUCAAUGGCACGAACCGCCAGUACACUGCCAUCACAGAUGCCGGAAUGUUUCCCUACGGCCUGACCAUGCCACGGCCCGGGCGCCAGAACCAGGGUGGCGUCAAUCCGGUGAUGAUCCAGGCGGGCAGUGGCACGCCAGCCCAUGUGGCCCAGUAUGGUCCCGAUAUUCAGCUUGUGAACGAACUGGGGGUGGGCACGUAUUUGGCCUGUGAUCGGCCGUCGGCAUAUUACAGAAGAAACCUGCUCCAGCUAGAGUAUUCCUACUCCGACUGCCGGAAGAAGGCCACUGGCAACAAAGGCGGAAAGCUCGGUGACGAGGUGGCGUCUGAGGUAGCUGAAGCCGAAGACUGCUCCAAACCAGUCGUGCCCAGCGGAUGUGCAGCCAUCGUUCUGGUUCCACACUGCACCGCCUUGCCGCCCAUGCAUCCAGGGCCCGGGAAUUAUAUCAACCACAAGUACGCUCGGAGGGUUCCAUGCAUGUGA